Molecule: messenger RNA, 222 nt
Organism: Trypanosoma grayi
Lineage: Eukaryota; Euglenozoa; Kinetoplastea; Trypanosomatida; Trypanosomatidae
Exons: 1
Coding region: 1-222 (73 amino acids)
Source: RefSeq, a predicted model, not a curated record
AUGCAGCGCAUGGGCUUCACUCAGGAUGCUCGUGAGACAUUUUCGAUUGCGUCGACAGGGAGUACUUUGAAUGUGCUUUCCGCUGUGCACGGCUUGUCAUCUUGUGGGGAUGACCAGGAAGCGGUCUUAUUUUGCCGUGCCUUCGGGACGCACCUGGAGUUGGGCUCCGUUGAGGGCGGUGGGAAUGAUUUGGAUGAUGUGUCUGCUGUUGUGAAUCUCUAG